CUGAGCCGAAUAUACCCCUAAUCUGAAAUAUCUUUUUAUGAAGUUCAGCGGGGCUUACAGGAAUAUAAAAUGUAUCUAAGAGGAGUGGAUAUUGUUUCCUUGGUUCUCAUUCCAUCUAUUGUGACGUCAGGAGGGUCAGGAAUAGCUCGCACUCCGGCUUGUGAUGAAAUAGGUGUUGACAGAAUAUCUGAACAUAUGGAAUAUAGUGGAUGCUACAAACACGCUUGUUACCACACGUUUACGAACUUUACCACUCAUCGAAUCGAUGAAUGUACCCAAAGUUGUAAAAAUGAAUCGUACGAGUUUGCAGGACUAUCUGCUGGAAAUAGGUGUCACUGUGGGUAUCUAACAUGCAGCAGGUACAGUAAGGUGUGCGAGAGUUCAUGUGGGUUCCCUUGCUUGAAUUCCGGACGAAAUACAUUGACGACAUGCGGUGGUCUCGGAUUUAUACAAGUUUAUAAAGAUGAUCAAUUCCAGUUUGAAAACAGAGAAGGUGAAGUGCCUCUCGUGAUUCCUCUUUUUGUUCCACUUGUAAUUUGCCUGGUUGUCUUUGUCGCCGCUGUAAUGAUUCAUCAAUUGAAGACAAGAAGAGAGCUGCUGCAGUCGACGACCAUACCGACCUACAUCAACGCACCCUGGUGCUUCCCAGCAGCCCUUCAGCCGUCGGGAGGUGUCCAGGCCAUAGUCCCAGAUGAAGAUCCAGAGGUUGCCGCCACGCACAGGACACAGGAGUGCCAUUCUUCAACUGUACACCCUGCAUCAGCAUCAACUGGAGAUACCGACACUUGUCAAGAAAUCUCAGCAUCACCUGCAACCUGCUUUGACUAUGGUGAUGCCAUUGAUGGCAUACAUCAAGAUUUAAACGGUGGCCAGCAAUCCUCGUGCUCUCAGUAUCAGCCAGUCAUGACUGUGCAGGAUGAUCCUCUUUACCUUACUUGCACUUGCUGUGAUUCCAAGGUAUCUUCACCCUGUCUCGAACAUGUCGAACAUGGUGAAGAGAAUGCUUACCUUGUACCCGAUGCCCAGUAUUAUUAGUGGUUAUUGGACUCUGUUUAAUUGAUGGACUCCCUGAUUUGUGUUCAGUGAGGGGUAACGCUACAGCGGGCAUGGACAGGGGUCAUGUGAUUAUUUUAGAGUAGUGAACUGAAAAUUGAUAAAAAGAAAGGGAAAUGAGAGAUAAGGAAGAAAUAAGAAAGGGCAGCCGAAAGAAGAGAGGUCUUUGUCGUGUUAACUAAUAUUCGAUUGAGUGAAACAUUACGACACCUUCUAAUAGUUUUCUCCCGGGGGGGGGGGGGCACUUCCAUUGACG
Messenger RNA from Lytechinus pictus (painted urchin), 1309 nucleotides. RefSeq lists its product as uncharacterized. The record is from RefSeq and is a predicted model, not a curated record. Bases 70 to 1035 code for a protein of 321 amino acids. NCBI's taxonomy places the organism in Eukaryota, Metazoa, Echinodermata, Echinoidea, Temnopleuroida, Toxopneustidae. The transcript is spliced from 4 exons.